AAAACACGCAUUUGUCAGUGUGAUCGCGACUAGCUAAGGGAAUGGUUGCGUAGACACUUCAAAUUUCAAUCGCGCUGCGCACAUUAAUUUUCUUGUCUUACAGUGACAUAAGGUACAAGACUCUGAUAAAAAAGUUUACUUAAAUAUUAGUGCGUCAAAGAGUGAUGCCAAAAAACUGUUUUUUCAGUGCGUUUUCGUGUAUGGAUAAACUGACAUUUCUUCCUUUGUUGACCAGAUCACCUUAAAAUGCCAUCUUUGCUAGAAGCUCUAGAACAGAAGUAUGGGGAAAGUUCUACGGAGUCGGAGGGAUCCGAUGAUGAAGGAAUCGCCGUGUCAAUUUUCGUGCCUUGCAAAUCACCAAGAGCAGUUGUUCCUGCUUUGCUAGUUCUGAACGACUGCGACAUAACGACAGCGGGGGAGAAGGAUGUGUUGGUAGCUAAAUGUGCAGGAGUUGAGGAACUGGAUCUUGCCAAGAAUAAACUCAAUGAUUGGCCAGAGGUGUUGGGAAUCCUCCAACAGAUGCCUCGCUUGAAAUUCGUCAACCUCAGCUUCAACGUACUUUCCACGCCUCUUCGCGACAUGCAAAUUGAAGAAGGCAUCAAAUGGGCCUCCCUCAAGAACCUAGUUCUAAAUUCCACCUACGUGAGUUGGGACAGCGUUCAAGAACUUCUCAACCACACCCCCUGCCUUGAAGAAUUUCACCUCAGCAUGAACAACUACAAUGACGUCCGUCUCCACGACGACAGCGUGAAAUGUCUUUGCGAGACCAACAAAAACACCAUCGACGAAACCAAUUCGAACGAAAAAAAUGGGACCACCAAAUGCUCUUGCCCAGCGUACAAGCUCAAACACAAGCACUCGGGGGUGCGGAUUUUACACUUUAACGGAAACCUCAUCGAUAACUGGAAAGAAGUCACCAAACUCGGGUACGCAUUUCCGAAUCUGGAAACUCUGGUGCUUGCCGAUUGCCCCAUCAAGUCCUUGGAUAUUAAGAAUGAUGAGGAGGGGAAAUGCAAUCGGAACUACGAGAGAUCGGAAAGUGACUGCGAGUCGGCUGUCAAUGAGGAUUCGCCUCACGACAGUUUUCGGAAGUUGAAAGUCAUCAAUAUGAAUGCCACGCAUUUAUGCACCUGGGACGAUAUCGAGAAGUUGGCCAAGUUUCCCGCCUUAGAAUGUGUUCGGAUUCAGACUUGUCCUUUGUGGGAGAGUAAUGAAUAUACAGAGCACGAAAGAAGACAAUUACUGAUAGCGAGACUUCCAAAUGUAAAAACAUUGAAUGGUGGUGGAAAGAUUACCCCAGAUGAGAGAGAGGAUGCUGAAAGGGCUUUCAUAAGAUAUUACAUGGAUAAGCCGGAAAGUGAUCAACCUGAACGGUACUUUGAAUUGGUUCAGAUUCAUGGAAAACUGGAUCACAUUGAAGAGAUGAGAUAUCCCAAUAAGAGAAUCUACAGUUACAACCUGCGUUCCGGCGAUGAAAUUUUUGUAGACUGUAAGAAAAAGCUGAGUGAAUCCAACAUCACUGAAAGUCAGGAGAAAGAAAUGUAUGGAUUGAAAUAAUCCACGAUUGUUGAAGAUUGUUGAAGCAGAGUGAAGUAAAAUACACGUUAAUUUGAGGAGCUAUUACUAAUCUAAAAUAUUAUUUAAGUAUAACUGUGAUACAUAUUAGAAAUUAUGAUAUUAGGAGAUGGUUGUCAUAUGAAAGAAAAAUAGACUUUGAAAAUGA
Messenger RNA from Leptinotarsa decemlineata (Colorado potato beetle), 1723 nucleotides. RefSeq names its product tubulin folding cofactor E like protein mlt (gene mlt). Lineage: Eukaryota; Metazoa; Arthropoda; Insecta; Coleoptera; Chrysomelidae. The record is from RefSeq and is a predicted model, not a curated record. Gene Ontology annotation, molecular function: protein binding.